ACGAAAAGUAUCAUCCCCUCUUGUAACUACCAAAGCCAUGGCUGCUGCGUGGGUUUUACUUGUUAUUUUCAUGGUGCUGAUUUGUGUGACGGAGAGCGAGGGAGAAGAGUAUAAGACAGUAGCUCGUCUAUCUUCUACUCUUUUGAAUUCAUCCGGUUGGAAACCCAAUGAAAACAUGUACUUGGUUUCUUCAAAUGGAAUGUUUUGUGCUGGGUUUUACAAUGUGAGGGCAAAUCGCUAUGCCUUCGCUGUGUGGUACGCCAACGACUCGCACCGAACUAUGGCGUGGAUGGCGAACUCAACUUCUCUUGUGGGUCGCAAUUCUUCUUUGCACUUGAGAGACGGGUUUCUCUCCAUUUCAGAUGAGAAUGGUGUAAUUGCGUGGAUGAGUAAGGACACGUAUGAUUCUAAAUAUAUCUCGGAACUUACUUUGCAGGAGUCGGGCAAUAUGGUGCUCAAUGGAUGGCAAAGCUUCAGGGAAUUCCCUACAUUUAAUCUUCUUCCAAAACAAGAUUUCACCACAGAAGAUGUUUUGCUGUCGAGAUCUCCAAACGGUACUUAUGGCAGAGACGGCAACUACUAUUCUCUUUCUUUAGAGCAACAGUCCAGCAAACUUUCCUUGUAUUAUAAUUACAGGAGGGCAGACGGAGUGUGGGAAAGCAAAAUGUACUGGCAGUCUGGUAGGUUUCUGGAAGUUAAACUGGACGAGUCUGGGUUUCUGAAUACAACCGAAAUCGACAUGGGUUUCAUGAUCAUGGCGACCGACGGGGGCGAGGAGGACCGGUUGAGAAGACUGACUUUAGAGAGCAACGGAAAUCUCGUCAUGUACAGUAGGACAAAAUAUCCUCCUCCUUCUUCAUGGACUGUAGCGUGGCAAGCCCUCCCAAGACACUGCCAAAUCCCCGGUGCCUGUGGAGACAACGCUGUGUGUAAGAUAAAUUUGAAGUGGGAGCCAACGUGCGAAUGCCCACCUGGUUUUGACCCGAGCCCGGUCGAUAAUCGAAGCUGCAAGCCGCACAACGAUAUCACGAAGCUCAGCAAUGUAACAUUUGUUCCGUUGGACUUCGUCAGUUUUGAAGCAUUGACAUUUACAACACAGACUACCACAAUACUACAAGAGUGCAUGGAUUUUUGUAGGAACAACAGCAGCUGUGUGGGUUUCACGCACCAUGUGGACAGUGGGAACUGUGACCAUCUGUUCGGCAAUUUAAUCUACGGAUAUUGGUCUCAAGCAGUGGCAACGCGGCUUUAUUUGAAGAUCUCUGCAAGCGAGGAAGACACUCCAAAUCUCUUUCAUGGGUUGCCCUCAGUACUCGAAAAUGUUUGUCCGAUCCUUCUUAAACUGCCACUCCCGCCAUCUCAAUCGGACCACAAGCCGCGAAAUCUCAUCAUAAUCUUCUUCAUCUUUGGCUUGGAGCUGUUGUUGGGAGCUUAUGCCUUCCGCGCGUUUUUGAGAAAGUACUCGAAAUUCAGAGACAUGGCCCGAAUAUUUGCCCUCGAUCUUCUCCCUUCCGGCGGGCCUAAGCAAUUCUCGUACGCAGAGCUGAAAGCGGCCACCAAUGACUUCAGCGAUAUGCUGGGAAGGGGAGGAUUUGGGCCGGUCUACAGGGGCCUUUUGCCCGAUCAGAGGCAGAUUGCAGUGAAAAAAUUGGAAGGCCUUCGUCAAGGAGAGCAACAAUUCUGGGCAGAGGUCUCCAUCAUAGGGCGAAUCCAUCACCUCAAUCUUGUUCGCAUGUGGGGAUUCUGCGCAGAAGGCGAGCACAGACUGGUGGUUUACGAGUACAUACCUAAUGGGUCACUGGAGAAGCAUUUGUUCAAUACAGAGGGAGGGACUUCAAUGGAGUGGGGCAUCCGAUACCGCAUAGCUUUGGGGGUAGCGAGAGCCAUUGCAUACCUGCAUGAGGAGUGCCUGGAAUGGGUUCUUCAUUGUGACAUCAAACCGGAGAACAUCUUGGUCGACGAGGAUUUUUGCCCUAAGGUUUCUGAUUUUGGACUGGCUAAAUUGGUUGAAAAAGACCAUAGCUUGAAUGUGUCUAGGAUCAGAGGGACACGGGGAUACCUAGCUCCAGAGUGGUUUCAAAGCAAUUCCAUCAGUGCAAAGGUUGACGUGUAUAGUUUUGGAAUGGUGCUUUUCGAAAUGGUUAUGGGGAAAAGGAAUGCGUAUGUCUUCCAUUCGACUGAACAAGACAGGGAGUUCUAUUUUCCUGAAUGGGCAUUUGAGAUGGUAAUGAUAAAAAGGAAAAUGGAAGAGGUUGUGGAUAAAAGGUUAAACGAAAUAAAGGAAAAUCAAAGUGAAAUGGAAGCCGUGCAAAGAAUGGUGAAGACAGCACUGUGGUGUAUCCAGAGUCGUCCGGAAGAAAGGCCUUCAAUGGGCAAGGUAGCCAAAAUGUUGGAAGGAGCCAUAGAAAUUGAGGACCCUCCUAAGCCCUCAUUAUUGGAGGACAGUGGUGCAGGUCCACGAUCGCCUAUUAGUACCGGCAUGAAAUCAUCCAUCAAGAGUUCUGGACGUAGCCACUUCUAGUUGCUACUAGGGGACGAUAUGAAGCAUUAGGGUCAAACGUCUGGUUUUCCGCUUUU
This is a messenger RNA of Cryptomeria japonica (Japanese cedar), 2577 nucleotides long. RefSeq names its product G-type lectin S-receptor-like serine/threonine-protein kinase At1g34300. Bases 38 to 2521 code for a protein of 827 amino acids. The transcript has a single exon. NCBI's taxonomy places the organism in Eukaryota, Viridiplantae, Streptophyta, Pinopsida, Cupressales, Cupressaceae. Gene Ontology annotation, biological process: recognition of pollen; protein phosphorylation. The record is from RefSeq and is a predicted model, not a curated record. Gene Ontology annotation, molecular function: ATP binding; protein serine/threonine kinase activity.